AUGAGGUGAAAAUUAGAUCGAACGAUCGAGUCAUCACAAUCAAUAAAAUCUCUUAUCAUUUCUUUUUCAUAUCUUCUCGAUCUCUCUUUGAAGUUUGAUCUUUCCCUUCCAUUUUCCUCUCACUUUCUCGGAAACCAUAUAUGAUCACUGGAUCGUCUAUAAAUAAGGCACUCUUAGGACUUAACUGGCACUCCAUCAAGGUACUGAAGCAGAGCAACGCUUGGAAGCUUUGGUCUGAAUUUGUUCUCACUCAAUUGUGAAAUCUUCACUUUUUGAUAUAUUAAAGAUACUUAAUUAUGGCACCAGUCGCAGCCAGGAGAGCCCAUAAUCCAAUUGAGCAAACAGCUUCAACAUCUGUGAUGCAGAGGGAGAAGAAAAUAAAGAUGGAUAAGAAGAUCAAUAAGACCAUGAAAAGGUUAAAAGUGGAUAUCGCAAAAAUAAGCAAGGAUCAAAGAAGCAUAAGAGAGGAGCAAAGGAAAAUCAGAGAAAAGUUGGAAGAAAUUGGAAGCCAAUGUGCACAACUUAGGGAGGAGACUGAGUUGAUUUUCAAACAGAAGGCAGGGAAUCAAGUUCUCCUCAUCCUUGUUUUCCAAAUUAUCAAGGCAAGACAAGGUAGAGACUUUGGAAAGGCCGCCUCCCUCGCCUGCACCCUACGGUUUGUGUUCUCAAACCAUUUGUUUUAUGCUCGAGUUAUAUCUAGCUAAAACUAGCAUUUUUGUUUUUUUUUUUGUUGUCCGUUUGGACUGAACUUCUGUUUUACCUAUGUAUAUAUGAAUCAUGAUUUAGUUUUCUUCUUUUAUUUUUCCUUUUAUUAUUCCUUUUGCAGUGAUUUAAUAGCGAACCAAAAGGGAAAAUGCAUGCUUAUGGCAGGCCCUAAAUGCGAGUGAAAGAUGAACGGCAAUCACCAGCUUGAGAUUGUGGGUUCAGAGUCCGCUGUAUACUCUAAAUAAAUAAAGAUUUCUUUGCUAUUCCAAAAAAAAAAAGGGAUGGAAAAGAAAUAGAGCGCUUUGUCAAUUAAUUAUUUUCCCGUUUUCAAUAUGUGAGUUGAAAUGAAUGUAAAAAUAAUAA
Molecule: messenger RNA, 1068 nt
Organism: Rubroshorea leprosula
Lineage: Eukaryota; Viridiplantae; Streptophyta; Magnoliopsida; Malvales; Dipterocarpaceae
Source: the annotation of a GenBank genome assembly